CAGUCUCUAUGCGGAUCCCGGAAGUGUCCGUGCAGAUAAUACGGUCGGUGGAGAAAGGUUCCGGGGUAGCUUUAGUUCCUAGAGGCUCAUCGCCGAGAGAGCCGCCGCGGGCCGCCGGCUGGGCUGCCACGAUGAUCCCGAUCUCGGUGGUGGUUUGCGUGCUGGGGGGCUGGUGCGCCAUCUACCUGGCGGAUACGCUGCUCAAGUCAUCCAGCUCUUUGAAGGCGUCUUAUGAAGACUGGUUGGUGAACUAUGGCUUGAGUGUCUCUCCCUUUCAUAUGCGAUGGCAAACAGCACUUUUCAACCGGCAGUUCUACAACUGGGGGAGGUGGAAACCCAGAUUUCUGUAUUUAUGGUUCAGCAUGGGAAUGGUGUUUGGUAUAGCUGCUAUGUUUGGCUCUGUGAUUCUUCUUGGAAAGACACUGAUGCAAACACUGACACAGAUGUUGACUGAAGCGCCAACAGCUCAGAAUGAUCGUAUGCUGCAAGUUGUGGUGCCUGGUGUAAAUUUGCCUGUCAGCCAGCUGACCUAUUUCUUCUCUGCAAUCCUCAUCAGUGGUGUGAUACAUGAAGUCGGCCAUGGGGUGGCAGCUAUUCGAGAACAAGUACGAUUUAAUGGAUUUGGGAUUUUUAUCUUCAUUGUCUAUCCUGGUGCAUUUGUUGACCUCUUCACAACCCACUUGCAACUAAUAUCACCAGUCCAGCAGUUAAGAAUAUUUUGUGCAGGAGUGUGGCAUAAUUUUGUUCUUGGCGUUGUGAGUUUCAUGGUUUUAUUUCUGCUGCCAGCCUUUCUUUUCCCUUUCUAUUACACGGGUGUUGGGGCACUUGUCACUGAAGUAACAGAGGAUUCUCCUGCCAGUGGACCAAGAGGUCUUUUUGUGGGAGAUAUUGUCACUAGUCUACAAGACUGCCCAAUUUAUGGUGUAGAGGACUGGAAUUCCUGUCUGGAAGAAUUUUCACAGAAAUCACAGAUUGGCUACUGUAUAAAUGUAGCUACUCUGCAGCAAUUAAGCUUUCCAGCUAGAGUCUAUAGGAGACUCGAUGGCACUGUUGAAUGUUGUAGUAACAAUAGCCUCACAGACAUCUGCUUUUCAUACAACACUAACUUGGACAGCCAUCGGUACGCCUGUCUGCCAGCGCGAAAAGUUAUUGAAGCCAGCAAAGUUUGUCGAACCAAUGCAGACUGCCAGAAGGAUUCUGUUCCAAGCUUUUGUGUGACUCCUUCUUUAGAGAAUCAAACGAGGCUAAUCAGGGUAAAACAUCCGCCCCAUAUGGACAUGCUGUUUGUAGGACACCCCCUGCACCUUCAGUACACAGUAAGUCUCAGCAGUUUCGUACCACGACAUAACUUUCUAAGCAUCGAUCUGCCAGUGGUGAUAGAAACAUUUUGCAAAUACUUAAUUUCACUCUCAGGAGCACUGGCAGUUAUCAAUGCUGUUCCCUGCUUCGCUUUGGAUGGCCAGUGGAUAUUAAAUUCUUUCCUGGAAGCAACUCUUAGCUCCUUGAUUGUAGAAAAACAAAACAGAGAGCUUGUUGGCUUUUUAAUUUUGCUUGCUGGGAGUACACUUUUGGCUGCCAAUGUUGCACUGGGACUUUGGAUGGUUACAGCACGAUAGGACACUGGAUGUUCUUCAGUUCUUGUAUUACACGGACACAAUGAAUCCAAUGCCUUUUAAAACUUGUUCAGUACUCAGACUGAAAUAAUUCCCUUGCAAUGACACUGAAAGAGCAAUCACUAGAGGCUCCUGAUGUAACUUAAACCUGUACAGUGUUGUGUCUGUGGUCUUGGGAAGAGUAAGAGAAAGAAGCUUCUAAUGUACUUUUUAAGCUCUGUAUUAAUUUUAGACAAUUUCCAUUGUAAAACUUCACAGCCUGAUUUGUUGACUUAAAUCUCAGAAUAAGGGAAUUAUUUGGCCUCAGACAUUUGUAAAGUGGAAAGAGAAAGCACAUAGAUCUUAUUUUAUAAUUUGAAUAAUGUCAAAAAAGAAAAAAAGAAAAAAAAAAUGUGGGCUUUGAUCAUUUUUCAGUCAGUGUUAUCUUGAAUGUCUGCUUCGCUUUGUAAUCUGGUGGUCUACCAAAUGGGACUCUCAGAAGCCCUGAAGUCUUCGUCUCAAGAUGGUGUAAAACUAAGUAAAUGAUUGCCGUGUGUUAAUGAGAGAGAGACCAUAUAGGUUAGUAUCUUUCCUUUACAGCUGGCCAAAAUCGACUGGAAGCAUGUUGUCCUCAGGACGUAGAUGGGAAGUGCCAAUGUCUGUUGGACAUAAGGUAUGUGGAAGGAUAACAAAACUCAUAUGUCUGUGUUUCUUAUGCUUUUGGUUGCAUAUUACUCUGCACAGCUGAAGAUUUUGUAAAGGCAAUAUUUGUCAACAAUAGCUAGACAUUAACUGAAAUUUAGUGUUUCAGUGCUAUAGAAUGCUGUGCAACGUUACUGUUAAGUGACAAUAUUUGUGUCCUUUUACUGAGAAAAUAAUGCUGCCUACAGUUAAAAGUGAAA
Coturnix japonica (Japanese quail) is the source of this 2494-nucleotide messenger RNA. It is a transcript of the gene MBTPS2, whose product is annotated as membrane bound transcription factor peptidase, site 2. Gene Ontology annotation, cellular component: membrane; cytoplasm. Gene Ontology annotation, molecular function: metalloendopeptidase activity; protein binding. Lineage: Eukaryota; Metazoa; Chordata; Aves; Galliformes; Phasianidae. The record is from RefSeq and is a predicted model, not a curated record. Gene Ontology annotation, biological process: regulation of response to endoplasmic reticulum stress; membrane protein intracellular domain proteolysis.